CACAGAGCCAGAGAGGAGGGACUGUUUGCAGCUCUGAGAGCCAGCUGUCGUUCGCUCAGAGCUGCGUCUAUUCUCUCCCUGACUCCCUCGUUUUCCACUGGCCUCAUCACUCCAUGGGACUCCAGACCUGGCCGCCAAGCAAACCACCUCUGUCCUCUAUGGCCUGCCUUGAUGUGGAGACCCCUUCCAUCUGCAGGGGUAAAUUCAAAUCAGUCCUCCAGCUCUGUCUGCAGCAGAGAAGAAGUCGGGAGCAGCUUGUGGAGCAAGGCAUCAUGCCGCCCCUGAAAACGCCUGCUGCCUUUCAUGAGCAGAUCCGCAGCCUGGAGAGAGCCAGGACUGGGAGCUUCUUAAAGCACAAACUCUGCAGCAGGCCUGAGCGCUCUGAGCUCGUCCGUAUGCACAUCCUACAAGAGACGCAGGCCGAACCCUCCCUGCAGGCCACACAGAUGAAGCUGAAGAGGGCCAGACUGGCUGAUGAUCUCAAUGAGAAGAUCUCCCAGCGGCCUGGACCCAUGGAGCUGGUGGAGAAGAACAUCCUGCCUGUGGACUCUGUUGUAAAAGAAGACGAUGGUGAAGAGUCAAAACGCUCUAAGCCUCCAGAUAUUUACAACUUCGAUGAAGACAGCAGUGAUGUCUUAUCACCACAACAGCCUGCCAGCCAACAAUCUCCCAGCUCUACCUCCGCCUCUCCAAGGGAGUCUGGAGCGACUGAGACCACUUCUACUUCCUCUAACUUAAACUCCCCCAUACAGCACUCCCCAACACCUAACACACAGUCCACAUCAGACGUGGUCAGCCUCAUCUGUGAGCAACAAAGCAAGCAACAAGCAUCUACACCUCAGCCAGUCACCACUGUUGUCCCCAGUGUCACACUGGGGCCACUUCUGGUGAAGCAAAGCCUGCCCAAGCCAGCCGGCGAUAAAAGCCGCAGCAAAAAGAGCAAAGAGCCCAAACCACGGGUGAAAAAGUUAAAGUACCAUCAGUACAUCCCCCCGGACCAAAAGCAGGAGCUCAAUGAAGUGCUGAUGGACUCGGCUUACGCUCGCCUCCUGCAGCAGCAGCAGCAGUUCCUGCAGCUUCAGAUCCUAAAUCAGCAGCAGCAGCAGCAGCAGCAGCAGCAGCAGUACAGCUACCAGGCCGUCCUGCCCACCACACUCAAACCAACAACUGAGGUACAAACCAGCUGUUCCACUGUUGUUCUAAAUGGAAACACUGCGUCUGCUCCUGUGCAGGCCCGGCACACUCAGACGAACCGCAAGCCGGAUCAUUUACCAGCUAAUCUGGAUGAGAUGAAGGUUGCCGAGCUGAAGAUGGAACUAAAACUCAGAUCUUUGCCUGUUUCUGGGACUAAGACAGAUCUGAUAGAGAGGCUGAAGCUGUAUCAGGAGAACUCUAACAUCCAGACUAUUGAGGCAACAGCCGUCACAGCAGCCUCACAGUCAGAAAACACAAAGUUAACACCUCCUGUGUCCCCUAUCGCCUCCAAAGUGUCCAGUCUGGGCAUAGAGGAUAGCAGUAUGGCGGACAGUCCCACCAAGCAUUCAGAUGCUCUGUCUCCAACUCACACUGCUCCCUGUGUGAACUCACCACAGAGAGCUCCACAGGAGGAGUGUCCCACUGAAACAAGGUCCUAUGCGAAGGACUCUGAGAAAGACAAGCGUCUCCACGAGAAGGAGCGUCAGAUCAAGGAGCUGAUGAGGAAGCUGGAGCAGGAGCAGAAGCUGGUGGAGGAGCUGAAGAUGCAGCUGGAGGUGGAGAAGAGGAGCCAGCAAGGAGAUUCUCCACCUCAGCUCAGCCCUCUUGCUCCCAUCCAGGUCAAAGAGGAAAAUCGGACCUCAUCGACCUGCUCAGCGUCCUGUAGCUCUCCCAGUCUGCCAGUGUUGAUCAAACAAGAGGAGGUGGCAGAUCAGUGCCAUUUGGCUGCUCACAAUCAGUUCAUCAUCAGCCACCAGGCUAUCAAGCAGCCCGAAAGCCUGCAGCCAGUCCAGGCUGGAGCUCAGAUCCUCCUGCCUGCAUCCUGUCCUGCCUCAGCAGUCACUAUCCAGCUCCCUGCCAACAGCAUUAAAUUACACACUACUGUUAGCAGCGCAGCCCCAGGCCUCAUCCAGACCUCUGGACAGGUGCCACAGAAAAUAGAGGCCUCAGCAGCAUUACAACAGCAAUGCAGCAAUCAGACUCAGCCUCCGACAAAGACUUGGAGGAUGGGCAGCACAGCACAAAGCUUACUCAACACAUUCCCAGUGAGUGGAUGUCCUGCGGGAGCCUCCUCUAGCCAAGCCGGUCCUAAAGAUCCUGCAACUAAGUCUCCCUGUACCAGCCAGCCAAGUUUGAUCUUGCCAAAAUUCACAAACCACGUGUCAAAGUGUAAAGACCCGCCCCGCUAUGAGGAUGCAGUUAAACAGACACGCAGCAUGCUAACAGCUGUUCAGGGGCCCACUGCAGCCAGCCAGCAGAUGGACGACUUGUUUGAUGUGUUAAUUGAGAGCGGUGAGAUCUCCCCGUUCAUCAGACAGGAUCCUCCCAGCCUAGACAAGCCUCUCCCUGUGACAGCCAGUGUAACCACCCUUCCCAUCAACACAGUGUUAUCCCGCCCUCCACCCGUGGUCCAAGUGGCCCAGCUGCCCUCGACGCAGCUCAACCCCUCGGCCAGCCUGGCAGCCUUGACCUCCGACGCCCAGCUGGAAACCCUCCUGGGCGCUCACACCGAGCCGCAGAGCUCGCUAAAGCUGAUGGAGGAGCUACACUCACCUGUGGAUACCAUGGAGGUGGACUUUAAUAAAAGCACAUCACCCUCUGCUUUGAACUUGCACAGCUCCAAUAUGGACAAUAUGGAUUGGCUGGACUUUACACUGUCUGUGCCAGCAGAGGGGGCCAACCCUUUGGACAUGUCAACGCCAGUGGGCGUCUUCUCCUCUGACUUCCUGGACUCACAUGAACUGCACUUGAACUGGGUCUGACUGAUGUCAAGGAGAAUUCUUACACCCAUCAGACAGUUUCAGAUAUUUUUUUUUUUUACGCAAAGGACAAAAGCUUUUGUUUCCUGUAUGGAAAAAAGAGCUUUCAGAGGUUGGGGCAGCUCUGCUUUGCCUUCUGGUAGUAUACAUCAGCUCAGUAAUAAUCUAAUUGUGCUGCAUCAGUUUGGAAAUUCCUGCGUUGCUCUUUUUGAGGUCUCUGAUUGUAGACUGACAUAAAGUAUGACUGGUACUGGCAGACUGAACUGACAGUGGAAGUAGCUUUUAAAAUUUCAAUCUUAAAUUAUGCCACAGAUUUGUUAUCAAUCUGUUCUCAUGUUAUUGCUUUCUCUUCGUCGUCUGAUCAUAAUGAAUGUACAGUGUUAAGUCGUCUGACAUAAUAACUGAAGGAGCAGGAAUCAGUCCUAAUGCUGGUUCAAUAACUAACAGACAAACGCUGCAUGUAGCUGGGGGCUGCCAUGUCAUGUAGUUCACUUCACUCUUGUCUUGGAAUGAUAACCUCUAUCACAACACAUUGUAAACACACAUGUUCCUUGUGUAUAUGUUGAUUGUGAAGCAUACGCCAGAUGUACCACUGCACACACUGACCAAACCAGCAUGACCAACCAAGUAUUUACUGCUUCUGAAUGUUCAGUGUGCAUCUGUACAUUGUGUAAAAUAUACUGCACAUGCUUUUUUGUACAGCCAACAGUCCUACGAGCUUAAAAGGUAGAAUCCUUACGACCACUUAUGAGCAAUUUACCGGGCCCUGUAAAGACUGUAUCUAAAUGAAUCAUGAUAAAAUGUUCUUGCGACAUCAUUCACUGACUCUUAAAGGGUUCGAAAUGAUUAAUUGAGUUAAGGUCAACUCGGUUUUUGUUUAGGUAGUUUAUUAUUAAGUGUAGAAAUGGCAGGACAUACCAGACAGUAAUCUCUGUGCAGCAUCACAAUCUAACAACAUACAUGCAGUACAGACACAUCUUACAGAAAAAUAACAAUAUCCAUCAUCAGUAUGAACAACUUCUCAUUUUAGUUAUUCAGUCACCUCACAUAGAAAUAAGAAUACAUUGCACUCGAGUUGUACUGUAGUGACAUCUGCUGGCCACAUCUGAAUCUAAUCAGCUCGAGCAAGUAAAGUCUGCUGUCUGAA
Molecule: messenger RNA, 4101 nt
Organism: Epinephelus lanceolatus (giant grouper)
Lineage: Eukaryota; Metazoa; Chordata; Actinopteri; Perciformes; Serranidae
Gene: mrtfbb
Product: myocardin related transcription factor Bb
Biological process (GO): positive regulation of transcription by RNA polymerase II; smooth muscle cell differentiation
Cellular component (GO): nucleus
Molecular function (GO): transcription coactivator activity
Source: RefSeq, a predicted model, not a curated record